GAAAUCAUUGCGGUAGAAUUAGCUUAGGUUGAGUUUCGGCAAAGCUUGGAUGUAUGACAUCAAUGUAGUACUCUAUCUAAUUAGUCUUCUCACAAUGGCUUCACAUAUACAAUCAUGCUGUCCGAUGAUCCACAGGGCCUCCUCGCCAGAGCAUUAGACAAGGGAUGCCGGUUUAUUGUCAUGCAAGCCUCGUCGUACAACGUGCUGCUUUACCGCACGCGCCUCGCUUCUGUACUCCUUCACGCCUUCGAACUGCAAACCCAACAUAUCCAAGUCCUCGAAAACACAAUCGCCUUCAUCACCGAUAUCAGAUCUCUCGGCACAGCCUUAUCCAAAAGCUCCUUUGACAACCGCAUUGCAACCUACAACUUCAUCCUCGACCAAUGGCUCAGCCUCGUAGCUAUUUACCUUGCCUUCAGCACCGCCGCAAAUUUCCAUAGCACGUAA
This is a messenger RNA of Bipolaris maydis ATCC 48331, 447 nucleotides long. RefSeq lists its product as uncharacterized. The record is from RefSeq and is a predicted model, not a curated record. NCBI's taxonomy places the organism in Eukaryota, Fungi, Ascomycota, Dothideomycetes, Pleosporales, Pleosporaceae.